Messenger RNA from Hemibagrus wyckioides, 3449 nucleotides. RefSeq names its product mitochondrial calcium uptake family, member 3a (gene micu3a). Gene Ontology annotation, cellular component: uniplex complex. Gene Ontology annotation, molecular function: calcium ion binding. The transcript has 15 exons. NCBI's taxonomy places the organism in Eukaryota, Metazoa, Chordata, Actinopteri, Siluriformes, Bagridae. The record is from RefSeq and is a predicted model, not a curated record. Gene Ontology annotation, biological process: calcium import into the mitochondrion; mitochondrial calcium ion homeostasis. Bases 179 to 1588 code for a protein of 469 amino acids.
UUCAGAGUGUGUAGGAUGUAGGGCGUAGGGAGCGAGGUGGAGUCCUGCUCGUGUUCUGAUUCAGCUCGUCGGUAUGAAGUAAAACCGGGAGCGCUGUUUAAUUUCACACCCUGAGCAGCACACGUCAAUAGGGACGCGGGGAAGCGAUUUGGGACGGAGCCCGUGGCUGCCGGUAAAGAUGGCGGCGUUGCGCAGGAUGGUGUCGGUGCUGGCGAGCAGAUCGGCGGCUCGGUUCGGGGAGAGAGCGCGCGUGAGGAGCGGCGGGGCUGCGGCGGUGGGAGUCGGGCUCGCAGCCGGUGGAGCGGCGGUGCUGUACCUCAGCUACCGGGGAGCGCGCGCCGGAGUCCGCAACCGCGCGCCCGUGCUCGCGGAGGAGCCGAAGCGGCAUUUGGACCUGGAGGAUGGAGAUGUGUACAUGUCGUCUCACGAGCACCACUUCCGGCUCUUCAGCUCUCUGGAGUACGAGGGUCAGCUGUACAUGACGCCUCAGAACUUCAUCGAGUCAGUGACCAUGAGCGAGCCCAGGAGUAAGAAAUCAUGGCGAUCUCUCAGUAAACAGGAACUGGAGAAGAUCCUCUCUGAGACUCCUCCAGUGUGGAAAGGAAGUUCAACCCUUUUCCGGAAUCUAAAAGAGAGAGGCAUCAUUUCUUACACGGAGUAUCUCUUCCUGCUUUGUAUCCUGACCAAGCCUCAUGCUGGCUUUAAAAUAGCCUUCAACAUGUUCGAUGCCGACGGCAACCAGAUGGUGGACAAGCAAGAGUUUCUGGUGCUUCAGGAAAUUUUCCGGAAGAAGAACGAAAAGAAGGGACGCAAAGGAGACGCAGAGAAGUCGGCUCAGCUGAGUAUGCAGCUCUACGGAUAUCAUGUCGCCCCAGGCACUAGCGUGUCGAAAAAAGAGAGCCGAGAGGAGUGUGUGGCGCGGAGCUACUGGGACGUGUUGAGACGAAGCGCCAGCCAAGCGCUCUUUUCUGACCUGGCAGAGCGCACGGACGAGGGCAUGACUAUCGACACCACGCUGCUCAUACACUUCUUCGGGAAGAAAGGCAAGGCAGAGCUGACGUUUGAGGACUUCUACAGGUUCAUGGAUAAUCUCCAGACAGAGGUGCUGGAGAUCGAGUUUCUGACCUACUCCAAAGGCAUGAUCACCAUCAGCGAGGAAGAUUUCGCUCGCAUCCUCCUGAGAUACACCAACGUAGAGGACAUCCGCAGCUACCUGGAAAACGUGCGACAGUCCAUUCCUGAUGAAAAGGGCAUCACCUUCGAGGAGUUCAGGUCUUUCUUCCAGUUCCUUAACAACCUUGAAGACUUCGCUAUCGCUAUGCAGAUGUACAACUUCGCCAGCCGUUCCAUCGGGCAAGAUGAAUUUGGGAGGGCGGUGUACGUAGCCACGGGCCUUAAACUCACUCGCCACUUAGUGAACACCAUCUUUAAGAUCUUCGACGUGGAUCACGACGACCAGCUGAGCUACAAAGAGUUUAUCGGGAUCAUGAAGGACAGACUGCACCGCGGAGCCAGGGGUUAUAAGGAUGUGGAAAAGUUCACUUCCUUCAGGUCCUGUCUGAAGAAGGAGCUGGCAGGAAGCAGGUGAGCGGUGAAUCGGUCCUCAGCUGUCUGGAGGAAGGAUCCUUCGUCAUCUUCAUCGUCAUCUUCGUCACGAUCUGAAGUCUUCCGUGGAGCGUCUGCCGAGACGUUUCUUCUUUCUGCAUGUUCUGCAUGACUCUCUUCGCUUCUCUCAGUACUUCCAGCGCGGGAAUUGGGUGUUAAAUGAUCAAUAACUCCAGCCAGCAGCACACUGUGAAGAGAUCUCUGUUUAAAAAACGCACACAGAUCACCGUCCUUCCUAAACCUCCGCGAUUUCUGUCUAUUAUUUAUAUCGUUAUUAGCAAAUUGUGACACUGGAUUACGUUCUGAAAAAAAAUCUGCUGAUAUUUUCCACCUGGACUCAUGUUACUUAUUUACUCCAAAUCUAAUGCUAGCUCAAGCAUAGCUACGAAUAUAUUAUGGAAUUUUGUUCUCAAUUCCGAUUGGUCAGGAGGCGUAUUAGCGUUUCUGUAGUAACGGAUCAUUCACAGGCGAAAGGAGCGACAAACAGAUUCAUAGCGCUUUAUUAAUUAACAAAAAUUUAAAUAAAAAAUGACGGUGUUUACUUCAGAGUAAGGAGAUGUUUAUUUAACAUUUUUUACGGAAGGAGUCUCCAGUGUCAGGAGGAAAACUGUUCCAAUUUCGUUCUCAAGAACAAUUAAAUAUAGAGGCUGGGGAGCAAACGACUGUUAUAGCUGCUAUAGCGUAAGCGAUAACGUAAAUAUUUAACGUUAAAUGUACGUAUAAAUGGAUGAAUAGUGUGGAAAAUUUAUUAAUAAAUAAAAUAUUGUUUUAUUGUAGUUGCAUGAAGAGGAAUAAAGCACUUGAGGCUUUGCUGGUGAGAGAAAUGAAUCACCCUGGUGGUGUGGUGGUGGUGGUGGUGAUGGGGGGGAGGGGGUGGUGGUAAGAGGAACUCACUCGCUCUUCUAUUAAUUAUAAUGAAAGAUGAAAAUACAUUGAACCCAAAGUGCCUGAUUAGAGUGAAUAAAAAAUCCUGAUUAGUUUCAAUCUAAAUUCUUCAAUUCUUCUCUUCAGAUGCUUUAAUCAGACUCUUAAAUGGUUGUGGUAAUCUAUGGACCAGUAAGAAACAUGACCUGAACAUGUGAAUGUGGAUUUUUUUUUUUUCGCGUAUAAAAAUCCGAGACCUGCAUGUGACACUGUGAACUGCUGAAUAAUGACCUUAAAAUAAUCAGCCAGUUUCUCCACUUCCAGUUGUUUCACUUCCAGUUUGCGCUCGAGCCUGCGGUCACUAACCUUUAAAAAAGAAAGAAAGAAAGAAAGAAAGAAAGAAAGAAAGAAAGAAAGAAAGAAAUGCCUGAAUGAUGGAUAUUUAUACGGCAUACUGAAUGAAGGUGUUAGAAUAAUUUUUCUCCUUGUUCUCACAGUUAUUACCGGGAUAUGAAGUCUGAAUAUGAUCUGAAUGCUUUACUUAACUUAUUGCUGUUCAAUAAAAUAAAAAGAAAAUACACAAAAUCCUCCUUUCUUCACCCUGCAGCCUUCAUUAUCAAAUUAAAAUGUUUUGGAAAUUAUUUGUAGAUUUGUUCCUGUGAGUUUUGCAUCAGAGAAAUAGCAAUAAAGCUGAUCCUACCUGAACUCUCUAACUGCGUUACGGAGAUUAUUUAUCGACUGACUGAGAAACAAACUUCAGUUAUAACUUCUUUCGAAACACAAGACAACAUUUAGCUAGCUAGUAAUUUUUUAAAAAUAUAUAUAUUCCACAAAUCCGGAUCAGGAUCAUCAAUGCUAGCUAACUUACGACUCCUCGAAGCUAGCUCCGGAGCUAGAUAGAUGCGGUUAGACACGUGUUUAAGGUUGUUUGUGGUUUCUUAGUAAAUUCUAAAUAAAUUGUGUGGGUUUUUGUUUAGUUU